CUCUCGGUCAUGUGGUGUUAAUCCGGGCUCUAGAUCAUGUGAUGUCAAUCCGGGGCUUUUAGUCACGUGGUGCGAUGCUGAGAAAGUUAGCUCGCGUGGCUUUCAGAAACAGAAGGCUUAGUUGUGCUCGUUUGUCUACAAAAAGACAAUAUUUGUCGUAUCCACAAUUUCGGCGCAAGCAACAAGCAGUGCCUGCCGUUUUGUUUGCAUCGUUUGGUGUAGCCUACUGCUUGUCGACAACAAAAAGAGACACAGAUGAAGCUUCACUUGUGAACAAGGCUAACGAACUUUACGAAUCUGGAUUAUGGCAUCAGAUAUACGACCUCCUACUACCUUACUGCAACACUACAAAUCCAGACAUUUUAUGGAGACUGGCCAGAGCUGCAAGGGAUGUAUCACAACUUUCCGAUACACAGAAAAACGAUAAGAAGCGACUCGUUUAUGAAGCAUUAGAGUACGCUACGAGAGCUGUGGAGUAUGGACCAAAUAACUUUGCUUGUCAUAAGUGGUGUGGCAUUGCUCUGUCUGAUGUCGGUGAUUAUGAAGGCACCAAGGCCAAGAUAACUAAUGCCUAUGUAAUAAGAGAUCACUUUCUGAAGGCAAUAGAGCUGAAUCCAAAUGAUUCGACGUCACGAUAUCUUCUUGGGAAAUGGUGCUUUACGCUUGCAGAGAUGCCAUGGUAUCAGCACAAGAUAGCUGCUGCAUUAUUUGCUACACCUCCUUCGUCAACAUACGAAGAGGCACUCAAGCACUUCGAAUUGGCUGAAAAAAACAAUCCUGAUUUCUAUUGUGACAACAAACUGAUGCUCGGUAAGACUCACUUGAGGCUUGGCCACAAGCAGGAGGCGAAGCAGUGGCUCACGAAAACAGUAGCAUAUAACGUCUAUCGACCAGAAGACAAGCAGGUAAAAGUCAAGAUGAAGCAAGGCAACUUCUUCGUUCUCUCUGAAGGUAUUCACUUGGCUUUCCUCCAGUUUUAUUCUGCACUUUUAUGACAGUAGUCUGGCAUAUUGGGAUGUCUGUAGACAAGUAGACGAUCCAUUCGCUUUCUAGUUUGUUUCAAGUUGUUUAUUGACUAGUGUGACAUUCAAGUGGUAGUACAGGAUCAACAUAUCA
Corticium candelabrum is the source of this 1116-nucleotide messenger RNA. Its product is annotated as regulator of microtubule dynamics protein 1-like. The transcript has 8 exons. Gene Ontology annotation, molecular function: microtubule binding. Gene Ontology annotation, cellular component: mitotic spindle pole; spindle microtubule; cytoplasm. Bases 75 to 995 code for a protein of 306 amino acids. The record is from RefSeq and is a predicted model, not a curated record. Lineage: Eukaryota; Metazoa; Porifera; Homoscleromorpha; Homosclerophorida; Plakinidae.